CGUCUGAGCUCUGGUUGAUCAAGUAUUAUUUCCUUAGCUCCUUUUUACACCUCUGUACAAGAGUGUAUGUUAGUGUCAUGUGGCUUGCUAUAGCAGCAAAUCAAUUUGCUUUCUAUGACAGCCACACCUACAAGGUUCACAUUCCCAAGCAGCUGUCAAGCACUAGUUUAAUCUGUGACUUGUGCAGAAAGGAGGAGUAAAACUAACACAAAGAGACCCAUCACAUGACUGUAGAGGUGCAAAACACCAGAGCAGACAGGAAACCGUCAAUGCUGUCAGUUGUGAUAAGGUAUGUGGCUGUUGGCUUUCAAACACCACUCAUUAUAUUUGAAACUGCAACCCGGAUCCACAUCAGAAGAAGUAAUUAGCACUAAUCUCCACUUAAGGCACAGCAGGAGUUCUUAUUUUUGGUCAGCAUGCAGGGAAAUACCUGCUGGGUGGGACGAGUUUGUCAGGUAUACUGCCAUCGUAUUAUGAGGAUUUAAACACACGAGGAGAAAUGUUUGCUCUUCUCUGCAGCAGCUAAAACACCACUGGAGGACAGGGGACGCGUGUAAACAUGAGCUCUCAGGAUGACUUGUCUCACGAGUGGAUGGAUGGUUGCAUCAAACCCAGAGAUGAUUGGACGACAAGGAAAGAGAGAACCAGUUUGGGAGAGUACAACCAACUGCCUCUGCAAGACAGUAUGGAGGCAUCAGCCUCGGACACUGCACAGCUCUUCCCUGUCAUGGAGACCAAACUGUACAAGCGACGAUGGGUGAUGCUUUUCCUCUUCAGCGCCUACUCCAUGAGCAACGCCUUCAUGUGGCUGCAGUACAGCAUCAUCAGCAACAUCUUCAUUCGCUUCUACAACAUCAGUAGCCUGGCCAUCGACUGGCUUUCCAUGAUCUACUUCCUCACCUACAUCCCCCUCAUCCUCCCGGUCAUGUGGCUGCUCGACAACCGGGGCAUGAGAGACGUGGUGGUGGUGGGCUCGGCCUUCAACUGCAUCGGGGCUUGGAUCAAGACGGGCACAGCCCACCCAAGCACGUUUGCCAUGACCUUCUUUGGACAGUUUGUGUGCUCUGUGGCGACUGUAUAUAUCCUGGGAAUCCCGUCCAGGCUGGCGUCCCUGUGGUUUGGGCAGCACGAGGUGUCGACCGCCUGUUCCAUUGGAGUUCUGGGAAACCAGAUGGGUAUUGCCAUCGGGUUCCUGGUCCCGCCCAUUCUUGUGCCUAACGUGGACGAUAUGGAUGAGUUAGCGGACCACAUCAGAAUUAUGUUCUACAUCAGUGCUGGAGUGGCCACCCUCAUCUUUGUCCUCGUCAUCAUCGUGUUUCAGGACCGACCAGAGAUCCCCCCCACUCAGGCCCAGGCUCAGGCCAGGAACAUCCCCCCUGACGAGUACUCCUAUACUGCUUCUAUCCUGAGACUGCUGCGAAACAAACCCUUCAUGCUCCUGGUGGUCAGCUAUGGGCUGAACGUUGGCUGCUUCUAUGCCGUUUCCACGCUUUUGAAUCGGAUGAUCAUUGAACACUAUCCUGGAGAAGAGGUGAAUGCUGGGAGAAUCGGUCUGACUAUAGUCAUUGCUGGCAUGGUGGGGUCCCUCAUAUGUGGCAUUUGGCUGGACAAGACCAAAACCUACAAACAAACCACCUUGGGCAUUUACCUCCUCUCUCUGAUCGGGAUGCUGGUCUACGCCUUCACCCUCAACCUGGGUCACUUGUGGUUGGUGUUCGUCAUGGCUGGACUUUUAGGCUUCUUCAUGACAGGGUAUCUCCCUCUGGGCUUUGAGUUUGCAGUAGAGCUCACCUAUCCAGAAUCAGAAGGAACGUCAUCAGGACUCCUCAACUGUUCAGCUCAGAUCUUUGGAAUCGUUUUCACCAUUGCCCAGGGGAAGAUUAUCGAUGCAUGGGGCACUUUGGCAGGAAACAUCUUCCUUUGCAUCUUUCUGCUAAUAGGAUCAGUAAUGACAGGAUUCAUCAAAUCUGACCUCAGACGACAGAAGGCCAACAUGCAGGUUGAGGUGCAGACAGCGAGCACAAAAACAGCUGAUGUAGAGGGAGGCACCUCACCAUCUGUAAUCCUGAAUGAGAAGAAGCUUUGAGGACUACCUCUGCACUGAUAAAAUCAUCAGAAACACUGACAUACAAACACGCGCACAAGAGGAAGCUGCCAUGAAGAGUGAGACUGAGUUCAUACUGAGCAGCAAUCUGUGAGGCUUUCUAGUACUGUACAAUACAUCGCUUUGGCUUCAACACCAGAGAGAUGGACUGAUAUCCCAAGCGCAUCUUAACACAUCCAAAAGCAAGCACAAACCAAUCAUGCACAAGGGGAACACACUCAGAACUACAUUUAUUUUAAAACAACAUGUUUAGUAAAAGUUAGUGUUAUUAUUUUUAUUUAAUGUGUUUCACAUUUUUAGUGCAGUGCAGCUGUUUUUAUUGUCACUCCACAAUCACAACGCUCUUGGACUUCUUAGUCUGUUUUUUCCACUCUCCCUCUGUUCAUCAUCAUUAUUAUUAUUAUUAUUAUUAAUAUAGAGUUAAGGACUCUAAUAAGCAAUAUUCACACUGUUAGUGCUUCCUCAUCGUGGACCAAUAUUCUGUGUAGCUGUACUGUCUUUGCAUUGCUUCAAUGAAAUGCAGACUGUGAUGUGUUUUCCUACCAUGGUUUUCAUGCUCAGGAUCACAUGGAAGUUUUACCUUUGAUACUGCUGAUAAUAAAUAGGAUUGAUGCUGUGCAUCGGAUCACACUUUGGAGGAUCAGUUUGUCAGGAACUGAAUGAGAAAAUCUGAAAGUUACCUGGAUCAACACACACCAUUAAGCAUAUCAGAAUAGCAGAAAACAUGAUUGAAAGAUCAGGCAGAUCAUGCUUGGAUCAUCAUUUUGCACAUUAUGUUUUUAUGUGUAAUCUGUUUAGGUGGUGAAGUUGUUACUGAGAAAUGUACUUCAUACUGUGUUCAUGUUGAUGUAUUAUGGUUAGUUCCUGUUUUUAAUGAUUUUUAUGUGAUUUUAAAAGGUUCUCGUUCUUUAA
Messenger RNA from Cheilinus undulatus (humphead wrasse), 3016 nucleotides. RefSeq names its product FLVCR heme transporter 2a (gene flvcr2a). Gene Ontology annotation, cellular component: membrane. The transcript has 10 exons. The record is from RefSeq and is a predicted model, not a curated record. Gene Ontology annotation, biological process: heme export; transmembrane transport. Bases 560 to 2086 code for a protein of 508 amino acids. NCBI's taxonomy places the organism in Eukaryota, Metazoa, Chordata, Actinopteri, Labriformes, Labridae. Gene Ontology annotation, molecular function: heme binding; heme transmembrane transporter activity.